AUGGAGGUCAUGGACAACACGGCUCUGUCGUCGCAGACAGAACAGGCCCCGAUGUCGAAAGAUUCCGCUACACGCCUGACCACAGAUUCACCUGCUGCGGUUCUGCUUCAGCCUGGACAUCAUCACGUAGUGCAGCUGCAGCGUUCAGGCUCCUAUGGCAGCGGUUCUCCCAAGUCGAGCGAGGCGAGCGAAGAGUCCAGUGAAGAUGACGAUGACGCUUCCAGCACUGAGGAAAGCGAGGACGAUGAUCAUGGGAGCGACGAGGAGAUCAUCGAAGCCGAGGAGUACGAGGAAGGCGGUUGGAGCGAUGAAGAGGACGAAGAAACACGCAAGGUCAGAGAGCUCAAGAAGAAACUGCACGGCUCAGAUGUUUUGUUCAAGGCGCCCAAGCUGAGCCUGCGAGACGGAGGAGCGAACGCCACAGCAGCGCCCUCCCCGGCCAAGAAGUCGGCCCUCCCGCGCCAUCUCCAGACCCUGCACUUCAGGCGAGAGAAGUCCAACUCCACCAGCUCCCUCUAUGUAAAUAGCACCAUCAGCGCGCCCAACCUCGACCAAGUGCUUUGGUGGUACGUACAUCGCGCAGACAGCACUCGCUCUUAUCUACCGACGCGGCUCAGCUCAUCAGCCUCACGUUUCUGCUUCUCACCUCGAUCUACGCAGUAUGGCGACGGCGAUCUGGUACCACUCCACCGCAGGCCAAGACGCCACCCCCGUUUUGUUCGAAAUCUUUGA
Messenger RNA from Acanthamoeba castellanii str. Neff, 732 nucleotides. RefSeq lists its product as uncharacterized. The transcript is spliced from 2 exons. NCBI's taxonomy places the organism in Eukaryota, Discosea, Longamoebia, Acanthamoebidae. The record is from RefSeq and is a predicted model, not a curated record. The coding region runs from base 1 to 732 and encodes 243 amino acids.